Messenger RNA from Coniophora puteana RWD-64-598 SS2, 1540 nucleotides. RefSeq lists its product as uncharacterized. The record is from RefSeq and is a predicted model, not a curated record. NCBI's taxonomy places the organism in Eukaryota, Fungi, Basidiomycota, Agaricomycetes, Boletales, Coniophoraceae. The coding region runs from base 1 to 1296 and encodes 431 amino acids. Gene Ontology annotation, molecular function: 1-alkyl-2-acetylglycerophosphocholine esterase activity. The transcript is spliced from 7 exons.
AUGCUUACCUUUCCUCCUAUUCCUGGUCGGUUUCCCGUCGGCAUCACAACUUUCGCUGCACCGCUAGCCACUGAGGUCUUUGGAAACUCUAAAAUCAUACUUGAGGGUGAACGCAAACAUGCUCUCAUUUCCGACGAACUCAUCUUCACCGCAUAUUAUCCUACUUCGCCGGACGGCGCACAGAAGAAGGGCUAUCACUGGCUGUUAAGGCCAGUUGCCGAUUCUCUUCGCGGAUAUGCGCAUUUUUCUGGUGUUCCCUCGUGGAUGGUCUGGCCGAUUCUGAACUUCUAUGGUGCCCAUAUUAAGAUUCCAGCAUUUAAAAAUGCACCGCUUCGAGAACCAGAGACAAACGCCUCUGGGGAGAAGACACCUUGGCCUUUGACCAUCUUCUCGCAUGGACUAGGAGGUAGCCGUACCGCGUACAGUCAAAUAUGUUGCAGACUGGCCGCUACGGGCCGCGUGGUGCUAGCCAUCGAACAUCGAGACGGUUCAGGUCACGUAUGCGUGUCCCGUCGAUCUCCGCCACUACUAUAUAUCAAGACUUCGCAACUUCUCUGGGAUGAAGGUGUUGACGAGGACAUCUUUUCCUUCCGCAACGACCAGCUGAGGCUUAGAAGGCGAGAAAUCUACGCUACCUAUGAUGCCUUCAGGCACUUGGUUGAGAAAGGACAUGAUGAAUCAGACGAUCUUCAAGUCAUUGAUAGGUCGAGUAUUAAUUGGAAGAGUUGGUCAGCAACUCCAAACAUCAUAGCAGUGCAGUGUAACCAAGACGUACUUAUGGCAGCCCACUCUUACGGCGGUGCUACGACGUUCACUCUGCUUGCUGACAUGGCUUCCUCUCAACCGCGCAUCCCAAUCACCAGCGCGUUAGUUUUAGACCCAUGGGUAGAGCCUUUGGCUAAAGACCUACUGGACAUAUCUUUUACCAUGAAUGAGCCACCUCGACUACUAAUCGUCAAUUCGGAAGCCUUCACUCUCUGGAAAGACAACUUCAGCAAACUCGAAUACAUGCUUGAUAGAUGGGCGCCUGAACGAAAGCAUCUGCUGACUAUUGUACGUGGCGUACAUAUUUCUUUCUCUGAUUUUCCUCUGCUACCUUUCUUUGCGAGGAAUAAGGCUCGCCAGUUAAUGGACUUAAUUUGGACACUUUCGCAUUCGUUCAUAGACAAUAAACUGGAAGGCAAGUUAGAGGAGUUAUCGACUCGCGGAAUGAAAGUGAAGAUCGUAGGCAAGAAGAAGGAUGGGAAGCCCAAGAGAGAGCUGAUCGGAGGUUUGGGCGAUGUCGUCGUACACUGACCCCCCCGAACCUCCUCAGAUCUCUCGCAUGACUAUCUGCGGGGUACAUCUAGGUCGAUCAUCAUUUCUGAGACGCGCGCUGCAGAACACACGGAGGGCCACUUACAUACCAUUCACUUCGCACUACAACUAAUGCAGAUCAUACAUGUGUAGGCAGUAUCAUUAUUGCGAACUGUACGUGCACGUUACAUGUCCGUAUAUGAGCGACCAGUACUUCGAUCGGAAUUCGUUGUGCUAAUUGCAU